UGACGCAACUUCCGCCUCAGGUCCUCCUUGGCUACCGUAGUCGGCUGGCUGUUCGGCUGGGGGUUCCCGGAAGUGUCUUGAGCAGACGGUUUCCGAUGCUGGUGGGGAAAAUGGCGGUGGCUACAGUGUUCUCUACUUCGACGCGGAUGCUUGUCCUGUCAAGGCACAGCCGGUUGUCUCCUUUGCUCAGGGGGACAUCAUUCAAACGCUUCUACAGAGGUGACAGCCCAACAGAUUCCCAAAAGGACAUGAUUGAAAUCCCUUUGCCUCCGUGGCAGGAGAGAACUGAUGAAUCCAUAGAAACCAAAAGAGCCCGCCUGCUCUAUGAGAGCAGAAAGAGGGGAAUGUUGGAAAACUGCAUUCUCCUUAGUCUUUUUGCUAAAGAACAUCUGCAGCACAUGACGGAGAAGGAGCUGAACCUCUAUGACCGCCUGAUUAAUGAGCCUAGUAAUGACUGGGAUAUUUACUACUGGGCCACAGAAGUCCAGAGGAAGGCAUACUCCAGAGCUCCUAGAGAGGCUUCAAAAAGUCAUGGGGCCAGGUUCCUCCUGACUUGCUGCUCUUUUAUCCUAGCAUGUGUUAUCCACUCCAUGAUCCAGGAUAGCUGCUGGGGCUGUCCUGAUCAUAUUGCAGCCAGGAAAAUAGUGUGUGGAAGCACAUACUCCUUCUUUGUAGAUCCCUCUCAGGAAACUAUGUAUCAUUCUUCCAGUUUUCUACUGGCCACAGCUUAGUUACAUGGCUACAUCUAGCCAUAAGGAAAAAUAAUAUAGUCCAUUCCAUCUGCCCAGCUAUCUUGGAGAUUCUGUUAUAGCAAAAAUUGGAUAUUAAGGGAUAUGUCAUUCAUUUCUGCCGCAUUCUGGGUCUCCUCUUUUUAUGUCUCCACUUAGUAUUUAUAUCAGAAAGGAGCAGCCAUUGUCUGUGGAUUCCAGGUAUGAAGAGAGAAGACAGCGUCAGGAGGCUUAUACAAUCACUGGAAAUCUGACAAAGUCCAAAUAUUUACUUUCCAACCCUUUACAAAACAAGUUUGCCCCAACUUAGUAUAAUGCAUUUGAGAUUCAUAUCCCUGUUGUUGCUUGUAUCAAUAGUUGAUUCUUUUGUGGUGUUGAGUAAUAUUCCAUCGUGUGGGUAUACCACAGUCUGUUCAUCUGUUGACCAAUUGAGGGACAUUACGACUGUUUCCAGCUUUAGGUGAUUAUGAGUGAAGCCCCUGUAAACAUUUGCAUGCAGAAUUUGUGAACAUAGGUUUUAAUUUUCUUCAGUGAAUCCUCAGGAGAAGGAUUUGCUAGGUCAUGUGGUAAGUGUAUAUGUUUAACUUUAUGAUAAUGCUGAGCG
Messenger RNA from Cebus imitator (Panamanian white-faced capuchin), 1332 nucleotides. Its product is annotated as succinate dehydrogenase assembly factor 2, mitochondrial-like. The transcript is spliced from 4 exons. Gene Ontology annotation, cellular component: mitochondrion. Gene Ontology annotation, biological process: tricarboxylic acid cycle; protein-FAD linkage; mitochondrial electron transport, succinate to ubiquinone. The coding region runs from base 96 to 731 and encodes 211 amino acids. The record is from RefSeq and is a predicted model, not a curated record. Lineage: Eukaryota; Metazoa; Chordata; Mammalia; Primates; Cebidae.